Messenger RNA from Cryptococcus wingfieldii CBS 7118, 2892 nucleotides. RefSeq lists its product as hypothetical. The coding region runs from base 1 to 2892 and encodes 963 amino acids. Gene Ontology annotation, biological process: regulation of DNA-templated transcription. NCBI's taxonomy places the organism in Eukaryota, Fungi, Basidiomycota, Tremellomycetes, Tremellales, Cryptococcaceae. The record is from RefSeq and is a predicted model, not a curated record. The transcript is spliced from 5 exons. Gene Ontology annotation, molecular function: zinc ion binding; DNA-binding transcription factor activity, RNA polymerase II-specific; transcription cis-regulatory region binding. Gene Ontology annotation, cellular component: nucleus.
AUGCCCGGCCCGCCGACCAUCUACUACGGCCCUCCUCCAGGUCAUCCGGGGCACCCAGGCCACCCGGGUGGACCGUUCAGCUUUGCAGCGCCGCCUAGUGGCGGGCCGAGACCGCUGAGCGCGAAUGGUUCUGGGGAUAGUGCGGCGCAAGGACAAGGGCCGUGGGCGAAUAGGCAGCUGCCCCGGCCGCAGAAGGACUUGCCUGGCCAUCCGGCACAUGCGGCUCGGCGGAUGACAUAUCAGCCCCCGCCGUCGGAGCCUAUGGCAGAGUAUCAAGAGUGGAAGCAUUGGCGGAGAGAUCAGGUGUUGCCUCAGACGUCGCCGCAUGCCGGGGGACUGCCGGAGGGGAGCUUUGUGGAUAGGGAUGGAGGGAGGUAUGCUGAGCCGGCGCUGCCGCAUAUGCAGCUGCCACCUCCCUCCGCCAAGGCCACCGCCAAACGCCCUCGGACAGAAUCUGUCUUGCCACCCGACGUCGUCCAGAACGGAUCAUCGUCAUCAUCGCGGAAGAAGCAUACGGUACAACAGGAUUCGCCCGAAUUCAAGCCCGCCUACCCGGCAGUGUUGACGAGGGAGAAGAAGCAAAAGGCGUGUUCGAAUUGCAGAAAGGCAAAGUUGAAGUGUAUAGUCGAGCCGAAUCAGACAUUGUGUGUGAGGUGUCAUUCGAGAAAGGAAAAGUGCAUCUUUUACCCCCGAGGCCAUGACGAUGACUGGCAACAGACACUGCAAACAGAUCUGUACAAUGCCACCAACCACCUCUCCCAGCUUUCCAAUGCUGUGCAUCAUAUCCUACAUCACCUCACCGCAUCCAACCUCAUCCCGCCGCUGUACCCGCCGUACGAACGGUACGAAGCACCCGACCGGGAGGGCUACUUUCCUCUAGACAAGAAAGGACGGGACAACGACGGAGACAAGAAGAAACGGCGUAAGGCCUCUAAAAGCGCAGAAGAAGACGAAGAAAGACCGGCGAGUCCAGAGCCUACAGCUGGCGUCUUUCUACCGCCCCCUUCUGGGCCUUCUGGCAUGUUCAGUUACCACCAACCACCGCAUACUGCGCCUCUACCAUCUGCACAGAUCAUCAGCCCGAUCUCGGCCAGGCUGGGUCCGACGCAGCAGGCGUUCGGGCUGCCCAUGCCUCUUCCGACGCAAGGGCACGCGCAAGGGUCGGAUACGAUCGAGCAGGAGAAGGAGACGCCCGAGGAAGGGCCUGCGUUUGGCAGUCCUACGAAUCGUGGCAGGUUGACACAGGAGGGAGAGUACAGGAUGCAUCAGGGAGGGUACCCGGGGCAGGGGCAUUUGACCUUGUCGUCGAUGCGGGAUGAGCCUCUCCCGGCGAUCGAGUCUGAGGGGAUGUUUGUUGAUGAGAAUGGGCUUGAGAUUGCUGUGGGGUCGAUGGACACGAGGACGGAUGUGAUCAAGAAGGAUAUUGUCUCAAAUAAAGACGCCUUGGUGCUGAUCAACUUCUUCCAUUCACGUAUGAGCGGUUUCUUGUACGGCUACCGCCUCCAGCUCGGCCACUUCCCCUACCUCCCCGACGGACCUUCCACCCUCACCCCCCUCAUCCUCGCCAUCCUCUGCCUCGUCACAUGCGACCACUUCCCCCACCUCGCGCACCUCCGCUCGCCCCUCCAGGACGAAAUCUCCUCCGCCCUCAACACGUCCCCCGCCAAGUCUUGGCAGAAUUUCGACGCGACGAUCAGUAAAGAUUUCGGCGAUUUGGAUGGGGAGGGUGCGAUUGAUGCAGAGUUUGCGUUGGGGCCGGAGGAGAUUGUAGGAUUGUGUGUGGUGGCUACAUGGAUGGUGGAUCGGCGCGAAGCGGCGUUGAUAGCGCGGGUGGCGUUCAGAUGGGCGAGGGGAUGGAUUGAGGUUCUGAAGAAUCAGAAUAGGAUGAUGACGGUGGCGGAGAAGGUGGGGAUUGUCCCUGCAGAGAGGUCGGCGACAGAGCAGGAUAUGACGAGAGUUUGGCUGUUUUGUUAUGUGGUGGAUAGUACAGAACGGCUGAGAAGCCCCGAAGCGCCCCAGGUAACAUACCGCGACGCUCUCCCGAAUUGCAACCGUCUCCUCCCAAUUGCCACCCCGCCUGCUUCACAUCCUUCAGAUCCGUUUGACCUCCUCCUCACCCUUCACACCAAAGUGAUCAUGAUCCUCAACGAAUGGCGCAAACAGCUCGGGCUUCUGGCAGAAGCUGUGCCAGAAGGCAAUCAGAGUCAGAUGAAGAGGUUGGUACUAAAAACGAAUGGGGAUUUGGAGUUUUGGAAGGCAAACUUUGAUGCUGUCAGGCCGACUGGGCAGAGGCAUGGGGAGAAUGCCGUGUUGAAGUGGGACUACACCCUCUUGACAUGGCUCUUUACCAAGCUGAGCGUCAACAUGUCCCUCCCCGACGCCCUCGCCGCCCGGCCCCAAAACUUUCACAGCUACUCCGACUCUGCCCUCCAACUCUCCCCCACUCAACCGCAAUACCAAGCGCACCUGCCAUACGCUUCCGCGACCCCACAGCUCAGCGCGUCUGACACUCAGUUGAGGGAGGCGUCAUGGUCGAAAGCGGCGGAUUGUGCGAUGCAGAUGCUGGAAGUAUGUGCGAGCUGGCAGCCGAGGGAAGAGUUGCUCUACUUUUCGCCGACGUACUUGUUCUUUAUCACUUUGGCCGCGGAAGAAUUGAGGCUGGUUUUGGGGUCGUUGGAAGAGAGGGCGUUGAUCGAUGCCGCGGAUGUGGUGUCAUUGCUAAGGACAAUAGGCGAAUCUCUGACGAUGGGCGACCUUCCUCCAAAACAUCAAACGCGCAUGGCGGCGCAAGCGUUGUUCUACCACGCCGAGCAGCUGGAAGGGCCGCAGGAGAAUGUAUGGCUCAUGUUGGGGGAUCAGCGCCAGGGUCGCCAGGGGGUCCGUCAGGCGUAG